AUGGCCCCCAAGCAAGAAAGUGACGAUAUUCGCCCUGCGUCCUUUGACGCAGAAAUUGGUUCGGCAGAGAAGAUCCAACAAGGAACGAACCAGUUCGAGGUUUUCAAGCAGGGAGAUGGCGUUGUCGACUUCAGAACCGUGCACUGGAUCCAAGCAUCCGUAAUUUUCCUCAAGAUCAUUUUCGCCACCGGUGUGCUGUCGAUUCCAUCGUCCAUGAACGCCCUCGGCGCCUUUCCCGGCGCCGUGGUCGUUGUUGCUCUGACCCUCCUAAACGCAUACUGCGCCAUUGUACAGGGCAACUUUCGCAACAGACAUGCUGGAUGCCACUCUAUUGCUGACAUGGCUCACCUCGUUGGCGGACCCGUUGUAAAGGAGAUUGUUGGUUUCCUCUUCCUGGCCGCUUAUGUCAUUUGCGCUGCCUCUGGAAUCAUUGGCGUCUCGACGGCAUUCAACGCCCUCUCGCUCCAUGCAACUUGCACCCAGUGGUUCUCCCUUGUUGCCACUGUGAUUGUGGCCCUAGCUGCAAGCGUGAGGAAGUUUGAAAAGAUUGCGUGGCUCACAUGGGUCGGAUUCAUCUCCGUCUUUAUCGCAGUCAUGAUUGUCGUCGUCGGUGUAACGACUCGUGAUAGACCGGCCAUUGCCCCUCAAACCGGCGACUUUGAUCUUGGAUUCGUGGUUAUCGGAUAUCCUACCUUUAUUGCUGGCAUGACGGCUUGCGCCACCAUUUUCUGCUCGAGUGCCGCCACGGCUGCAUUUUUACCCGUCAUCUCCGAGAUGAAAAGGCCCAAAGACUAUAACAAGGCCGUCUACGUAUGUAUGGCUAUUGUCACCUCGUCAUACCUUGCCUUUAGCUUUGUUGUCUAUUACUGGUGUGGAAAAUGGGUAGCCUCCCCAUCACUAGGCUCUGCCGGGCCGGUCAUCAAACGUGUUGCCUACGGUGUCGGCAUUAUCGGUCUUGCCGUCUCCGCCUGUCUUUAUGUCCACAUUGGCGCCAAAUAUAUCUUUGUGCGAGUCCUCCGCAACUCUCGUCACCUGCAGGAGAACACCGUCAUUCACUGGGCGACUUGGCUCGGCUGUACCAUUGGUAUCUCCAUUUGCUCCUUUUUGAUUGCGUCGGGUAUACCGAUUUUCAACUAUAUCCUGGCAUUGGCAGGUAGCCUUUGCUUCUCCCCAGUAGCCAUUUGUCUUCCUGGCUGGCUCUGGUGCCACGACUAUAGCCACUACCGCAAGGGCAAUGUGUGGCAGAUCACUACAUAUUAUCUGCAUGUGCUAAUGAUUGCAUUUGGUGCCUUCAUGACAAUUGGUGGUACUUAUAGUGUUAUUCAGGAGAUUAUAGACGCUUAUGCGUCAGGUGCCAUUGGAUCUGCAUUCUCUUGCGCCGAUAACAGCGGAACUGUGGUUUAG
Molecule: messenger RNA, 1404 nt
Organism: Pestalotiopsis fici W106-1
Lineage: Eukaryota; Fungi; Ascomycota; Sordariomycetes; Amphisphaeriales; Sporocadaceae
Exons: 3
Coding region: 1-1404 (467 amino acids)
Biological process (GO): amino acid transmembrane transport
Cellular component (GO): vacuolar membrane
Molecular function (GO): amino acid transmembrane transporter activity
Source: RefSeq, a predicted model, not a curated record